UGGGCAUUGAUUUGAUGCACAACUAACACACAACUGCCAAGCAAGAAGAUCAACCAAAGAGCAAGCAAGAAGCAGGAAGCAAAGCAGAUACACACACGCUUUCCACAGACAGACGGACGGAGAUGGCUGCGGGGUCUGGGUUUGUGCUGGUGUUGUUGUCAUGGCUGGGAUCGGCGAUCCUGUUUGUCUUUGGCAUCCUAUGCCUCGCGGCUGGAUUGUUCUACAUGGCUGAGUUUGUGGAGGAAAACACGGUCCUAACGAAGAAGUCUCUGCAGAAGAUCCUCAUCGGCGUGGUUGUGGUGCAAGUGCUUGUUGGGGUGCUGUCAACGGUGUCGAUCUGGCCCGUGACUCUCGUCGGUCUGGUCGCCCAUGGGCUGUAUGCGCAGCUCCUGGUCACCUUCCCCUACUUUGAUCUCUCAUCCCCCAAGUUUAUCGGCAGUGCAGUGCUGUUGGUCAUCCACCACUUUGUUGUGUUCUCCCACUUUUCAUACCGGUACUAUCCAUUUGAUCAGCCAGCCGAAGCACGACAGAAAGGAGGCGAGCUCGCCGCUUCAACGGCCGCUGUUGACGUGGUGAAUGAGACACCAGUAUCAAGCACCGCGAAGCCACAACAGCAGCCUACCAGCGAAGAAGGACAGCGAGGCGACGAUGGCGAAGACGCAAAGGGCGUGACACAACACCAAGCACACCCAGCACCGACCACUUCGACUACUGUUUCUGCCGAGGACGAACAUGCGAUCCGCAAGGAAGGCGUGUCGCCUGCUGGGCUGCGCCAGUUCCUUGCCGAUCUCAAGGCCGCACACCCAGACACGUACCAGAAGAUGACCACCAAAGAGGCGUGCGACAGCGUGGUGAUCCCACGCACCAAGGCGAAGCAGUGUGCGUAUGUCGACGUCAUGGAUUCACAGCACGUGGGCAGGAAGGCGACCGUGUUUGUGUCGCACGCGUGGCGCUACAAGAUCGUGGACGUGAUUGGCACCCUCCUGGAGUUUGCAGGCGAGCAAGGCGAGGACGACGGCGAAGACAAAGCGCAAGUGUUCUUCUGGUUCGAUCUCUUCAUCAACAACCAGAAUACGGACAUCACAGCCAACCUUCCUCAAGAGUGGUGGAGCACGACGUUCAAGGAGUCCAUUGCUGCGAUCGGCCACGUGCUGCUGGUGUUGACACCGUGGCACGACCCCGUGCCGCUGACACGGGCAUGGUGCCUGUGGGAGAUCUUCUGCAGCGCAAGUCAGGAAGACGUGCAGCUCACCAUCCGGCUGCCGAACGCAGAGCGAGACGCGCUGAAGGAGGCUGUGCUGGAGACCUUCGAGGCCGUAACAGACGCAAUGGUGCGCGUGCAGGCCGAGCGGGCAGACGCCUGGGACCCCAAGGACAAGGAGAUGAUCUUCAAGGCGAUUGAGGACGGCGUUGGCUUCCUACACUUGAACAAGGUGGUCAAGGACCAGAUGCGGAACUGGUGCUUCUCAGAGAUGCUCUCCUUUGUGGAGCCAGCUGAUGACGAGCAGGUUGAUACGCCCCAGUUUGCGCGCCUCUGCUACAACGUUGGUGUGUCUCUCAAAACUGCUGGUCGUUACGACCACGCAUUGUCUUUGUUUGAGCGGUCCCUGAACAUCUACCUGGAGCGACACGGGCCAGAGCACGCAAACGUUGCGGGCGUAUAUGACGCCAUGGCUCAGGUGUAUGAGAGCAAGGGCGAGCAUGACCGCGCCCAGGAGUACUUCCAAAAGAGCCUGCAGAUUGCACUGGACACGUUGGGGGAGGAGCAUCCUUCCACAGCAGGCACAUACGGCAAGCUUGGCGGAGUGUAUGAGAGCAACGGCGAAUAUGACCGCGCCAUCGAGUACUACCAGAAGAGCCUGAAGAUACAGCUGGACACGCUGGGGGAGAAGCAUCUCGACAUAGCAACCACAUACAACGGCCUGGGUCAGGUGUACAGCAGCAAGGGCGAGUAUGACCGCGCCAUCCACUACUACCACAAGUGCCUGCAGACCUACCUUGAGACGCUGGGGAAGAAGCAUCCGUACACAGCAACCGCAUACAACAACCUGGGCCUCGUGUACAAGAGCAAAGGCGAGCAUGACCACGCCGUGGAGUACUUCCAACAGAGCCUGCAGAUCAAGCUCGACACAUUGGGGGAGGAGCAUCCGUCCACAGCAGGCACCUACAACAAUUUGGGCCAGAUGCACUACAGCAAGGGCGAGUACGACCGUGCCAUCCACCACUACCACAAGUGUCUACAGAUUUACCUUGGCACGUUGGGAGAGAAGCAUCCAUCCACAGCAACUACAUUCAACGUCCUGGGUCAAGUGCACAACAGCAAGGGUGAGUAUGACCGUGCUCUGGAGUACUACCAGAAGUGCCUGCAGAUCGACCUGGACACGUUGGGGGAGGAGCAUCCAUCUACAGCAAACACGUAUAACAGCCUGGGCCAGGUGUACAAGAACCAGGGUGAGUAUGGCCGCGCGCUGGAGUGCUACCAGAAAGAUUUGAAGAUUACACUGGACACGCUGGGGGAGAAGCAUCCAGACACAGCAACCACAUACCAUGACCUGGGCCAGGUGUACAACAGCAAGGGCGAGUAUGACCGUGCAAAACAGCUGUUUCAACAAGCUGUCGACAUCUGGAUGGACACACUUGGCCCGGACCACCCACGCACCAAGAUGGGGGUGCGGUGGCUCGAUUCGUUGCACGAGUAACAACGAGAAAGCCUGUGUUUGACAGCACAGGUCGCGCCCAGUUUCAGCGUGUGUUGCUCGAUUGCUGGCUCUGCGUUCUCAGACUUUGCCUGGUCCUGCAUCAGUGCAUCGUGUCAUGGCACUCUUCUUCUUUGCAAUGGUUCUUUGUUGUUGUCAGUUGUUCUCGUUAACUUCGGCGCUCUCCAGAAAACACUUGCAUGACGACAUUACAUGAUGUGACUGCUUAUUGCAUUACCGCAUGCACAUCUACACAACGACACCAACAAGAC
Salpingoeca rosetta is the source of this 2968-nucleotide messenger RNA. RefSeq names its product mbre TPR repeat protein. NCBI's taxonomy places the organism in Eukaryota, Choanoflagellata, Craspedida, Salpingoecidae. The record is from RefSeq and is a predicted model, not a curated record. Gene Ontology annotation, cellular component: membrane. Gene Ontology annotation, biological process: endoplasmic reticulum to Golgi vesicle-mediated transport. Gene Ontology annotation, molecular function: COPII receptor activity; protein binding. The transcript has 6 exons. The coding region runs from base 123 to 2699 and encodes 858 amino acids.